Daldinia decipiens is the source of this 777-nucleotide messenger RNA. RefSeq names its product Extradiol ring-cleavage dioxygenase, class III enzyme, subunit B. Gene Ontology annotation, molecular function: ferrous iron binding; oxidoreductase activity, acting on single donors with incorporation of molecular oxygen; zinc ion binding. The record is from RefSeq and is a predicted model, not a curated record. The transcript is spliced from 4 exons. Bases 1 to 777 code for a protein of 258 amino acids. NCBI's taxonomy places the organism in Eukaryota, Fungi, Ascomycota, Sordariomycetes, Xylariales, Hypoxylaceae.
AUGCCGUCCGCCGUCGUGCCCGGUCGACUGCUCCCGGUCUACUUCAUCGGCCAUGCCGGGGUAGGCCUCCUGUUCAGCGAGUCGCCGCAAAACCGGGUCGUUCAAGACAACCUCCGUGCCAUUAGCGAGGAGAUCCGCGCGAUAUCACCCCGGCCGAAGGCCAUCCUUACUUUUAGCGGACACUUUGAGGCCGGGGAGAUUCACGGGCCCGGGGUAAUAGAAGUCAAUGUGAAGAAAGGAACACAUAUCAUGCACGAUUUUGUCAACGACUUCCACGACUCGGCGCCAUUCGUCUACGAGUACGACUGGCCGCACGAGGACGCCCCCGAGCUGGCAACAGAAGUGUGGAGACACCUCACGAAGUAUGGGAUCAAGGCCAAGCGGGUGGAACGCGGUGUCGAUCACGGCGUCUGGGUCCCCUUCAAGCUCAUGUUUCCGCCCGAGAACCCGCUCGGCGUUCCCGUAGUCCAGGUCUCUACGUUCUACGGCUACGAUCUAGAGAGCCAAAUUCGGCUGGGAGAGGCUGUUGCGCCGCUCCGCAACGAGGGCUAUCUCAUCGUCGCCUCCGGCAUGGCCGUGCACUCCUUCCGCUCCAUCGCCGAGAUACGGCGUGCGCCGUCCGCCGGAGCAAGGGAGCUCGCGCGGCAGCAGGUCCUAGGGGAAUCGCGGAGGUUCGACGCGCAUCUCCGAGCAGCUGUGGCGAAGCGCGAUGCCGCGGAGGGCGCAGAGGCGCUGCUGCAGCUGGAGUCGCUGCCGGAGUUCCGCCGCUGCUCGUAG